Messenger RNA from Phalaenopsis equestris, 1755 nucleotides. RefSeq names its product serine/threonine-protein kinase RIPK-like. Bases 352 to 1635 code for a protein of 427 amino acids. NCBI's taxonomy places the organism in Eukaryota, Viridiplantae, Streptophyta, Magnoliopsida, Asparagales, Orchidaceae. The record is from RefSeq and is a predicted model, not a curated record. Gene Ontology annotation, biological process: protein phosphorylation. The transcript is spliced from 5 exons. Gene Ontology annotation, molecular function: protein kinase activity; ATP binding.
CAAAUAAGGCACCUGGCAAGGGGUCUUUAAGCUUUGUUUUUGGCAGAAAGUGCCCUAACAACCUAAAUUUUCCAAGUUGUAAAACCUUUUAAUUUUAAGUUCUGCCAUGUCCAAGUCAAAGGUCAAAGAAAGUAUUUCCCACCUUCCCUUUAUAUUUGGCCAUUUAGUUAGUACUCAAUGAAUACUUUACAAGUUUACUUCCCCCUUCUUCUUCUCUUCUUCUUCUUCUUCUUCUUCUUCUGACAUAGAGCACGGCCUUCACAGCAAAAUUUCAUCUUCUUCUUAUGAUCAGCAGCCAGUAGCUCCUCAAAACCAGCAGAAAGCCAGUUUCUGUACCAGACUCUCUCCUUCAUGGGCUCCUGCAUGAGCACAGGCAACAGCCAUGAAGUUUCAAAGAAGCUCGCCUCAAAGCAGAACUCUCUCAGAAAGGUAUCUUCUACAAGGAUGAACGGAUCAGAAGUCUCACUCUCUCCAGAAGACCUCUCCAUCUCUCUUGCAGGCUCCAACCUCUACAUCUUCACCUUCGCAGAGCUUCAAAUGGUGACGGGGGGAUUCUCCACCUGCAACUUUCUUGGAGAAGGAGGCUUCGGGCCUGUAUACAAGGGGGUCAUUGAUGAGAGAGUGAGGCCAGGCAUGGAGUCCCAGUCCGUUGCAGUUAAGCUCCUGGAUCUCGAAGGUCUGCAGGGACACAAGGAAUGGCUGGCUGAAGUGAUAUUUUUAGGAAAACUGAGGCAUCCCCAUCUUGUGAGAUUGAUAGGUUAUUGCUAUGAGGAUCAGCAUAGGCUGCUUGUCUAUGAAUAUAUGAUAAAAGGAAGCUUGGAGAAUCACCUGUUCAAAAGAUUCUUCAUAUCCUUAGCAUGGUCAACAAGGCUGAAGAUUGCAGUGGGAGCAGCGAAGGGACUGGCCUUCCUCCAUGAGGCAGAGAAGCCAGUGAUAUACAGAGAUUUUAAGGCUUCUAACAUCUUGUUAGAUUCGGACUACACUGCAAAGCUUUCAGAUUUCGGACUCGCGAAGGACGGCCCUGAAGGAGACAACAGCCAUGUCACAACAAGAGUCAUGGGAACACAGGGAUACACUGCACCAGAAUACAUAAUGACAGGCCAUCUCACAGCGAAAAGUGAUGUGUACAGCUUCGGUGUUGUAUUGCUAGAGCUACUUACAGGGAGAAGAUCAGUAGAUAAAACGAGGCCAAGCAGAGAGCAAAACCUUGUAGAAUGGGCGCGGCCUUACCUGAACGAUGCCAGGAAACUAUCGAGGAUAAUGGACAGCAGUCUGGAUGGCAUGUACUCCACCAAGGCUGCACAGAGAGCAGCAACAGUGGCGUACCAGUGCUUGAGUCAGAGAUCCAAGUCCAGGCCUCCGAUGUCCGCCGUUGUAGAUGCACUGGAGCCUCUCUUGGACUUGAAUGAUGAAAUGAUAGGCUCCUUUGUGUUCACAGUGGUGCCUGAUAAUGGCGGAAAUGAGGAAAAGAAGAAAGAUUGCAAUGAGGAUGGAAACCACAGUGGGGGAGAAAGGCGGAAGAUGUGGUCUGCGAAAGCGGCAAUCCACUCCAAUAAUUUGAUGUACAGAAACUCAUCAAGACACCAGCAUAGGAAUGGGGGAAGAGGAUUGGAUCAGGACGUGCAGUGCAAAUAGAUCCUUCAAAACUGUCUUUUUUUUCUUUCUUUAUUUUGGGAAAAAAUGGAAAAAAAGUGUGAAAAUGGGGAAUACAAGUUUUCAAAUAGAUUAGACAUGCAAUAAGAGCAGUUUAUUUCA